This is a messenger RNA of Coregonus clupeaformis (lake whitefish), 2235 nucleotides long. RefSeq names its product transmembrane protein 151B-like. Bases 718 to 2235 code for a protein of 505 amino acids. NCBI's taxonomy places the organism in Eukaryota, Metazoa, Chordata, Actinopteri, Salmoniformes, Salmonidae. The transcript is spliced from 7 exons. The record is from RefSeq and is a predicted model, not a curated record.
UCUAAGGAGACUAACAGAAAGAAAAGAAACGCCAGAGAUGGUUUUACCGUUCUUUUUUUAUCCUGAGGAGAAACUGUUUACCGAUAGAAAAGGAAUCGGUUAUCCAUGUUCGCCUUUUACCAGUAGGAUUAAUCGAGAUCUGCCCUGCCUUUGGAAAAAAACAUCCUCAUCCUAUUUCCCAUCCAUCCGUCUUCACAUCAGCGAUCUCGUCCCUGCACCCGGUGCUCACGCUGAAGGAAACCAUAACGGUUGGCUCAGUCUCGAGCGCAUGCACACACACACCUAGAAGCCUCGCCGUUAUCACGGCCAAGCGCAGUGUAACUAACUGACGUUAAUGUAAUCGUUAACGGAAGACAUCUGGGCUUUGUCUAAUCUAUGCUAUGUUUCCCGGGGAAAGGUGAAUGAAUCAUGGAAGGCGUGAAGAAGAACCGAGAGGCACCGGGUGAAUUAACUCCUCUGAUCCGGACAGAGCCGACGUUCAGUCGGCGUGGAUAAUGCGCAUUUUGCCGCAGGCUCUACUGUCAUCACUACAGUGUAACCAGAUCUCGACCGGCGACGGAUGGGUUGACUCCCGCCGCGCCGAGGAGGUGGUCCCAGCCUCGGGCCAGGGCCGCCGCUCCCGGGGUGGGUCCCCAUCCGGGGUGGGUCCCCAUCCCUGGUCCCGUUAACCGUAGGGCUAACGGGAGGGCGUGUGCCAGGGGGAAGAAGAGAGAGAAAAUGCAGACGGAGGUGCCAGUAGCCCUACCGGCGGAGACAGGAGAGGAGACCAUAGCGGACGGGGAAGGGAGAGAGGAGCAGCGUCCCCUCCAGCAAUCCCUGGCUUCCUCUCUGUGUCGUGAGUCUCACUGGAAGUGCUUCCUCUUGACUCUCCUCACGUAUGGCUGUUUGGCCAUGCUGGGUUGGUGUGCAGUCUGCCGUGUGCCUGUCCUUGGCUCCGGGGAGGAUGUCGUCGUCUUGGCUACGUCUGCCGCUGCCACUGCCGCUGCCUUCUCUGACUUGCCUCAACUACACCUCAGCCCAUGUUCCAGUGGUUAUGUGUAUAUCCCGCUAGCCUUCCUAGCUAUGCUGUACGUGGUGUAUCUGGUGGAAUGCUGGUACUGUUACUCCAAGACCGCCAUUUUGGCUCACGCAGAGACGGCAGAGGUGUAUGAGCGCGUCACACGGCUCCAGCAGGCUACCCCCUGUAUCUGGUGGAAGGCCAUCAGUUAUCACUACGUCAGACGGACCAGACAGGUGACCAGGUAUCGCAACGGAGACGCUUAUACCACUACACAGGUGUACCAUGAGAGGGUUAACACCCAUGCCUCCAGCUGUGAGUUUGACUACGGUCGCCACGGGGUUAAAGAUAUCUCCAAAGAGCUCCAGGGACUCCAGGAGCACCCGGCUGUCAGGCUACGCUUCACCAAGUGUUUCAGUUUCGCCAGCGCCCGUGCAGAGGCGGCAUACCUCACCCAGCGAGCACGCUUCUUCGGAGACAACGAGGGUCUGGACGAUUACAUGGAAGCGCGGGAGGGGAUGCACCUAAAGAACGUUGAUUUCCGGGAGCAUAUCCUAGCCUUCCCGGACCCGACCCGGCAACCGUGGUAUUCCCGACCCCGGGUCUUCUGGCUAGCCUCAGCGUUCCUCCUCUCCUGGCCGCUCCGGGUCGUGUCUGAGUACCGCACGGCGUACGUACACUACCACGUGGAGAAGCUCUUCGGAGAGGAGACGAUCCGUGAGGACGGAGGAGGGGAUGGAGUGACGGAGAACGGAGGAACGACGGGAGGAGAGAGGAGUGUCAACGGAGGGUCGAGCUACAGAGCCAUAUCGCGGGUGAACACCGUGGACAUGACGGAGCUGGAGUGGCAUAUUCGCUGUAAUCAGCAAAUGGUUCCUUCAUAUUCCGAAGCUCUUCUCAUGGACUUGGAGAGAGAGAGUAAUGGAGGAGGAACUAACACCACCACCUCCUCCACACCCGGAGCUCCAGGCUCAGACCCCAUCCAGGGGGGCAUCCCAGCCGGUAUGGCCCACCCAGUGGCCUUCUCCACGGCUUACCUCCUCCAGAGCUGCCCCCGGUGCCGGAGAACCACCUCCAGCUCCAGCCUACCGUCCAGGCUAAGGGCCCCGACGGGGAAUCAAGCUCUGCUGAAUGGCACCGUGGCUGGGAUGAGGGCGAACGGCGUAGGGAGUGUAUGGGGGGAGGACUGGGAGGAGGACGGGGGGAAGAUGGGGGAGGAGGAGGGUUUCUGGGGAUAG